UUUAUUGAACGCGUAGUGUAUGUGAUACGCUUCCUUGCGCUUCACUGAUCUCGCCCAAAUUAUAUUUGUCUUCAAGAUCAACGCUUAAAAUGAAUCUAUAAUAGCUUCAAUUCGAACUGUCCUGGGAUGAAUAUCCGAGAAGACUCCAUAGUUUGGAGCGGAGAAGAGUUUUUUCUCAAGGACUUUUUAGAGAAAUUUCCACUUCCUCAAAUAGUCAAAGUAGAAGAAGGCUAUCAUGAUGAAUUCGAAGAAGACAGAACUCUAAGUUCGUCACAACUCCUAACACUACAUAGUAUUAAAGAAUUAGCUACUGUGAAAGCAACUGAAGGGUCACUGGAAGUUUUAUUACCGGCAGACUCGAAUUCUAGAGUCCAAAUCCUCAACAAAAGCGAUGGACCAGCAUAUUAUGACACUGUAGAAGCCCUGGCUAUUGGAUUUCCUAAAUUUGCCGCAUCCGACCAGAAUCUACCAUUUUUGAACAUCGCUGCUAAUGAAGUCCUUGAGUUAAUAAAAACAAAACAAAAAUUCCGAGAGAGGUUCCUCGUUUGCCAAGUGCUAGAAACAGGUCGAACUGUAGAGCUGCCACUUAGUUUUAAAGGACGUUUUAAGGUGCUUGGAGAUUGUCCAACUACGUCUCCAACUCUUAAAGAUGUUAUUAAAUACUGGAAGCUUCCGUGUUCAGUGAAAUUCAUGGAUAACAAGCUAAAACUGUUACAGGAUGGUUAUGACAUAAAUCGUCCCUCUGGUUUCGGUAUCUUAGGCCCAGUUAAGCUUCAUUCAGUCAAUCACUACAAAGUUGUUUUCACAACGACUUGGGAAGACCAAAAGGCCCACUCGGUUCUACCACUACCGACCGAUCUGCAAGUUCGAGUUGUCGCAGCACUUGGAGCAAUUCAAGGUGAUAAGAAUUAUGCCAAACUGUGCAAAAUAGCUCAAGACAAGACCAAAAGUGAUCAGCUGGUUUUAAGGUUUAUCAGGCAUGGUCCGUGUAAAGUUAUAAUGGAAGAUAUAGAAGAACCAGAGGAAUAUGAAUCACCUUCGAAUUACAGUGAGGUUGGACCACGAUUACCUCCAAGGAAUUAUACACCAGGGCAACGCGAACAAGCUCCAGUUCCAAAGCCACGUUCUAUAAGCGCUCCUAGUGUUCCUCCUAAAGGCCUACCGAGACCACCGAAAGAGAUGAAUGACAAUGUAUUUGAGGAAUACCUUUCAGUUAAAGAAAGUGGUAGGUCAAGAAGUAUUAGUCUGAAUCCGGAGAAACUUCCUCCGAGUUUUGAUGAUAAUGAAGCAGAGGGCUCUCAUAGCACCGCUAAGAGCCCGUCAGCUUUCGGGAGCGAGUCUCGAAACCGCUUCAAGGAUAGCGGCAAAAAGUUUGGCAACUUUUUUUCUCCGUUGAAAAAAGUGCCCUCAAAAGUCGGAAGCGAAGUCAAGAAAUUGAGGCGAAGUGUAUCAGAUCUAAAUGUUUCGAAAAGGUUGCCUUCGUCUGGUAGUGAUAUUGUAGGGAGCUCGGCUGAGUAUCGUGAGGUAACGCCAGUAAACGCCACUGCUGAUCGACUAAAUCUAGAAAUGAUUGAAAAACUGAAGCUCAAACCCAAUGAAAAUCCAAAAGGGAAACUCAAUAUUGAAUAUCCCCAUAACAUUCAAUCGUGGUCUAUACGAGAUGUUGGUGAGGUCUUAAGAUUUUGUCACUUGGACAUGUAUGUCGAGAUAUUUAAAAGGGAAACAAUUGACGGGUCUUUGUUAUCGUCUCUGAAUGCUGAUGCUUUGCAAAGUCUAGGAAUCCAAAAUCCACUACAUAUACAAAAAAUACUUAAAAUUACCAACGGAUGGCUGCCAAAGACAUAACAUAUACUACUCAUACGUAAGUCAUUCAUGUUCCAAAGUAAAACUUAGAAAAUAGAAAUGUUUUCCUUAUAUUAGUAUUUUUCAAAGUCAAAGUAUUGGUCACGUGAAGGAGAUAGCGUGACCGCAAUAUCUGCACCCGAGAAUGGUGGUUAAAAUUAUGAUAAAUAUCAUCCAAAAAUAUCUAUUAUGGAGAACUCAUAUUGCAUAUAUCAAUUUUGGAAUUCAAUAAUUUCUAGCUGAUUGUAUAUAUUCACAAUUUUUGCAAGUGUUAAUUUGUGUUAUUAGUGUUAUUGGAAUUUCUAUGGAAUGUCAGUACCAAUAUUCGCUACGCUCUCUCAGCAUAAUCCAUUCUAAAUAGGAAAAUUAAACUAGGUCCAGUUGGCAUUACAAUGAAUUUUAGGACUGUUUUAGAGAGCGAAAUAAACGCCAUCUUGGAAAUAUGUUUACUAAACAGUCCAGAGAGGUGACAUAAAGUCCAAAAUACACUUCUAUGCUAACUCAACCCAGUUUUUUUCUUCAGAUUACCUAAUAGAAUCUUUGCAGAUUGUUCUGGGGUACAAAACAUUAGGCCGUCUUUUCCUAUGCCAAAAAAAAAAACAUCCGUUGUUUUGUCCCCCAAAACAAUUCCUCUCGGGACUCUAUAGUGCAUUUUUCAAGAUUUUCUCAUUAUUUGGAAAUGGGAUGAAUAAGAUGAAAUACUUGUUGAUCUUGGAACUGUUGCUUCCAUUUAAAAACUAAUACUUAAUAAUUUUAUAAUGCCUUCAGUUCACUUAACGAAUCUGCUUACAUUUUUGCUUCACAUUUUCCCCCACUCACUCAUUUACAAAUAUACAAAUAAUUAACCUCCAAUGGCAGAUAUCAGAGUGACUCUCUAUUUCCUUCAAACAAUGUUGUAUCAAGUUGAGGCAUUUGGGUCAAUACAAUGAAAUGUAUAGAAAAUGACCCAAAUGUAACAAUUGUUUGAAGCCAAUAAAGUGUCAAUUAGCUAUUAAAUUGAGUAAAAUAUAUUCAAGUUUAAAUUUGGAGAAAAAAUCAUCCUUUAUGUUCACACACACAUUUUAAUGCCGAGAAUUUUGAACCAAUAAAUGAAAAGAACCUGUUUAUCUGCUUAA
Molecule: messenger RNA, 2957 nt
Organism: Actinia tenebrosa (Australian red waratah sea anemone)
Lineage: Eukaryota; Metazoa; Cnidaria; Anthozoa; Actiniaria; Actiniidae
Molecular function (GO): protein binding
Source: RefSeq, a predicted model, not a curated record